AACUUCUUUCCCGAUGAAAAAUUUCCAGGAAACUUUGAGAUCGAUACAUUUCCACGUCCACGCUCGUGCCGGUACUGUUGUCAGUUGUCACCAUUUUCCGCCGUCUCCUCCGCGAAAUAUCCCGGCGAGAUCCUUUUCACGAUGGUUCUACUGUAAAUUCCCUCUCCUCCUUAUCGUUUCCCAAUUCUGGUCAGUCUUCUUCAUCGGUCAUCCUUUUAGGGUUUUCCCGCUUUUGCUGCCCGCCAUUUAUAGUCUCUUCUGCUCUCUCCAACAUGGAGCUCCAAUCGCUCUUCGGAAUCGAUUCCCUCCUCCAAUCUCUCCUCGAAAAUGGCCUCCACAAGCAGCAGCCAAACACCUCCUCCUCCAUUUGCACACGACGUUUUUCUGAGCUUUCGCGGCGCCGACACUCGUCACGGCUUCACAGCCCACCUCUACGGAGCCCUAGUUCGGAGAGGAAUCAACGCGUACAGAGACGACAACGAGCUGGCCAGAGGGGAGACCAUCGAGCCGUCGCUCCUCCGCGCAAUUGAAUGUUCGAGAUUCUCCAUCGUCGUGUUCUCCAGAGGCUACGCGGAAUCUCCCUGGUGCCUGGACGAAUUGGUGAAGAUUGUCGAUUGCAGGCGGCGGCUGGGGCAGGUUGUUCUGCCUGUGUUUUACGAUGUGGAUCCCAUGGUUGUGGCUGAAUUGAAUGGAGAGUACGGUGAAGCACUGAAUCGGCACUGUCGUGGAGAUAGUGCGGGGAAGGUGGAGCAAUGGAAAGAGGCUCUUGAAGAAGUGGGCAAUGUUUCCGGUUGGGAUGUUCAGAACAACAGGGAUCAAUCUGAGAUGGUUAGAGAAAUCGUUGACACGAUAUGGCUUGAGUUGAGCCGGACAUUGGAAGUUAGCAUGGACAACUUGGUUGGAAUGGGUUCGCGUGCAAACAAGCUCAAGGAGCUAUUGGGUGAAGACACAGGCGAUGAUGUUCGAUUUGUAGGGAUCUCUGGUAUGGGUGGCAUUGGCAAAACAACAUUAGCCAGAGUUGUCUAUGAUGAGAUUGGUAUGGAAUUUCGAAACAGUAGGUGUUUUCUUGAAAAUGUCAAGGAUUAUUUUGAGAAGCAUGGAGCAGUUCAUGUCCAAGAGCAUCUUCUUUCAGCAGUGUUGAUGGAAAAGAACCUCAAAGUUUGGGAUGCCCACACUGGGAAGGUGAUGAUAAAGAAGAGCUUGCAGCACAGAAAGGUUCUUCUAGUUCUGGAUGAUGUGGACUCCGCUGAGCAGCUAGAGAUGUUGGCUGCGAACCAAAAUUGGUUCGGUCCAGGGAGCCGAAUCAUCAUAACGAGUAGAGAUCAAAGAUUGUUGUACAAGCAUGGAGCUUGUGGUGUGUUUAAGCUUGAGGGUUUGAAUUACAUAGAGGCUCUUACCUUAUUUAGUUUGAAGACCUUUAAGAAUUAUGAGCCAAGUGAGGGUUUUGAGGAGUUUUCUAUGCGAGUCGUGGAGUAUGCGCAAGGCCUACCUCUCGCGAUUGAAGUCUUGGGCUGUUUUCUCGGUGGAAGAAGCAGAAGAGAGUGGGAAAGUGCUAUUACUAGUUUGAAAGACUACUGUGAUGACAUCCUAGAUGUGCUCAAGAUAAGUUUUGAUGGAUUAAACAAGCCUGAGAAAGACAUGUUUUUGGAUAUUGCUUGUUUCUUUAACUUGAAGAGCAUAAGCGAAGUGAAGAAGGUACUCAACAGCUGUGGCUUCUGUGCCGACAUUGGAGUAAAGCAUCUUGUGGAGAAGUCUCUCCUGAGUUUUUCCCCCAUGGGCAAAUUGGUGAUGCAUGAUCUGUUGCGAGAUAUGGGCAGAAAAAUUGUUCAUCUAGAAUCUCCCGGGAAUCCUGGAAGGCGCAGUCGAUUGUGGGAUCCUGAAGAUAUCCUUUCUGUUUUGACGACACCAACUGGAAGGGAAGAGGUUGAAGCCAUUGUAUUAGAUUUACCAGAGAAGGAAGAGGUGCAACUAAAUAGGGAAGCAUUCUCAAACAUGUACAGACUGAGACUGCUCAUCAUACGUAAUGCAAAAUUUGAAGGACCAAUCGAUCUUCCCAGUGAAUUACGACUCCUUGUGUGGGAUUGCUACCCUUCGGAGUCAUUGCCGGCUUCUUUUAGACGCAGUAAACUCGUGGAACUUAACAUGUGCUACAGCAACAUGAGUCGACUCUGGCAUGGAAAGGCCAAGAUGAGCAACUUGAAAGCCAUGGAUUUAAGUCACUCCCACAACCUCAUCGCAACUCCAGAUUUCACCGGGGCUCCAAAUAUCGCAACAUUGAUUUUCAAAGACUGCACCAGCCUUGGUGUUAUUCACCCAUCAAUCGGUUCUCUUCAAAAGCUAACUUGCCUUAGUUUUAGAGGCUGCACAAAACUCCGCAACCUCCCAUCUAUGCCUGGAAAACUAAAAGAGCUCUACUUGGAUAGUACAGCUCUCAGCAAUGAAGAACUCCAACAGAUAAUCUGUUGGGCCGUGGCUUUAUCCGUACUGAGUCUCAGUAGCUGCAACAGCCUCAAGACAGUUCCAGUUAGCAUUGGCAGCUUAAAGCAGUUGAAGGUGCUCAACCUCCAUGGCUGCUCUCAGCUUGACAAUGUGCCAAGGGAGCUGGGAGGCCUAGAGAGUCUCGAGGAGCUUGAUUUGAGUGGGACAAAAAUCACACAGCCGCCACUCUCCAUAUUCUAUCUGAAACAUCUCAAAACAUUGUCCUUCCAGUACAACAUGCCAACAAAGUUGCCUACCUUGUCUGGUCUCCAUUCAAUGAUAACAACUCUGAACCUAGGAGACUGUGGGCUGAAGGAAGGAGAUUUUCCUACCAGUGUAGGGUGCUUGUUGCCAUCGUUGGAGUUGUUGGAUUUAAGCAGCAACAACUUUGUUACCUUGCCAAUCAUCGGGCAACUGUCAAGGCUUUAUUCACUUCGGUUGGAUAAUUGCAUGAUGCUAACGAGCUUGCCCAAGCUCCCGUCGAGGAUUGAGUUUCUGUACGUCAACGGCUGUGUUUCUUUGGGGCAAAUGCCGGACAUGAAAUUCAGCGGAGGACAUUUCUAUUUCGAAGGUCUUGAUUGCUCGAAGCUGUAUGAUGGGAAUGGCGUUUCUGAAGACAGCUCUUGGCCUACCCUGCUUAGAAGACCACUCCUUCGGGGACAGGAGCAUCCUGCUACAUUGGAACGCUUGGUCUUCAAAGUCCAGGGCAGCAGAAUUCCGAAGUGGUUCACCCAUCAGAGAGAUGGCUCAUCAAUUUGGGUAUCACUUCCCAAGUCUCCCUACUACGAUGACAUGAUGGGCCUUGCACUAUGCUGCACUGUCAACGAUCUCACAGAUGGGUCUCAUUUCAGCAAGCAGCAGCUUGGUUCACCAAGCAAGAGACAACGACAACAACACAUUUGCUUCUUCUUCGUCUCAGGAGACAGCAUCAGGUUUCUGUUGAAGGGGCUUUCGGAUGGGUCAGCUUGUGUCGGGUUGUCAUUUGAGGAGCUGCCAUUUUAUCAGCUUAUUAAGCCAGGUGCAGCAGUGGAGGUCAUAAGGUGUGGGUACCGCAUAGUUUCGCGUCGAGACAUUGAGGACCUCGCAGCUGGUACUAGUACUGAUGUUGCGUCUGCAUUUGCAACAAUUCGUCGCGAUGAUGAUCAUAGUCCUCGCCCUAAGAAACUCAUCUUCGAAGGAUCCCGGAGUCUGGUCUUGUUUUGUGCUAAUGACUUCGUUUGCGUGCGUGUCCUGAAGGUAUAUCAGGUGGAUUAAGUGGUCAGUUAGGACGAAGGAUCAUGUUCCAGAUUUGUUGUUCAAGGUGGAAACCCGAAUUCGCUGUUUACAGGGGACCAAGUUCAAUAUGUGCUGAUUAUAAGACUAUAUGCAUUGGCAGUAGCACCCAUAGAAAGGGAGAAAGAAGAGCAAAAGAACUUUUUCAGUGUUUGUGGUCAAUAUGGACAUUCCUGGAGCUGAUUCAGAUUUAAAAGGAAACCACCAACUCACUCACCAGGAUCAUUGAGGAAGCUCUUGAGAGCUAGCAAUGCCAGGACUUUAUCCUCAUUAUCCUUUGCCGACUUGAAAAUCGUCACGAACUGGUCGAGCAAGCAGACUCUGGCAGCACCUCGAAUCCCAGUGUCGGGAAGAACGCCAAGCAUAUGCACCAGCCAUACAGCUGAAACAAAGCAAGCAGAUUGCAAUUCUGAGUUCCUGCUCUUCAUCCCUUCCGCCAGCACCUCGAAGAUUGCUCCAAACUCGUGGCUCACUAAUGCAGAUGCCAUCUUCAUGUCCCAUACUUCAGCUGCCCUCUCUUCUAUCUGAUAGAAAAAUUUGCAGCAAUAAGUUGUCAUCAUUUGUCGGUUUGUUCCAGU
Molecule: messenger RNA, 4328 nt
Organism: Linum tenue
Lineage: Eukaryota; Viridiplantae; Streptophyta; Magnoliopsida; Malpighiales; Linaceae
Source: the annotation of a GenBank genome assembly